Messenger RNA from Aureobasidium musti, 1356 nucleotides. Lineage: Eukaryota; Fungi; Ascomycota; Dothideomycetes; Dothideales; Saccotheciaceae. The record is from the annotation of a GenBank genome assembly.
AUGAAUAUCAAUCAACCUCUUGGUGGGCGAGGCCUAGCCAUUCCUUUCACCAAGGCUGCCAACCCCAACAAUGAUCUUGAUGAUCAGGACCUACGUCUACCCUUCAUUCAUCGUAUUCCGGACAACAUCAGAAACCACUUUAUCGCCAUGUGUGGUGAAUUUGUCGGGACUGUGCUCUUCCUCUUCUUUGCUCUGUCCGGUGCUCAGGUCGCAAACAGUGUCAACACAUCGAGUGGCCAGUCCAUCGAGCAGGUUGGUAGCAAUCCUCAACAGCUACAAUACAUCGCUCUCAGUUUCGGAUUUUCUCUGGCUGUCAAUGCUUGGGUUUUCUUCCGUAUCAGUGGUGGCCUCUUCAACCCUGCUGUUACCUUUGGCAUGUGUCUAAUCGGUGCACUUCCCUGGGUUCGUGGUGCUCUGUUGUUCAUCACCCAGAUCCUAGGUGGCAUGAGCGCUGCUGCUCUAGUAUCAUGCAUGUUCCCUGGAUACCUCAACGUCCGCACUACUCUCGGCGGAGGUACAUCUAUCGUUCAGGGCCUUUUCAUUGAGAUGUUCCUGACCGCACAGCUUGUCUUUACCAUCUUCAUGUUGGCUGCCGAAAAGCACAAGGGUACAUUCAUCGCCCCUGUCGGUAUCGGUCUUUCGCUUUUCAUUGCCGAACUCACUGGAGUUUUCUUCACCGGCGGCAGUCUCAAUCCUGCUAGAUCGUUCGGACCCGCUGUCGUAGACCUCCACUUUGAAGGCUACCACUGGAUAUACUGGCUUGGCCCAAUCCUAGGCUCCAUCGUCGCGGCCGGUUUCUAUAAAUUCAUUAAAAUCCUGGAAUACGAGACUGCAAACCCUGGACAAGAUAUGGAUCAUGCAGCCAAGGUCGAGAAGAGAAAGAAUUUGCUGAUGGCUGCUGGUAUCAACGAAACCGAUGCUCACCACGUCGCAAACGAACUCCAGACCAAUCAAAUCGUGACCGAAAAGGGCGGACCAGAUGGUGCGGUUGUGGCCAAUGGUCAAGGCCGUCGCAACUCUGGUGAAGACACCGCCAUGUACGGUACCGGAUUCCGCUCAAACUCACAUCAACACACGGGCUCUACCAGCUCAGGAGAGACCGCUGUUGUUCGAAGACCUCAGGCUGUGACCACUGGAAGCCAGCUCGGUCGUUUCAGCUACCUUGGUCGUGCCGGUGUCCACCAAUCCAGAAUGAACAGCGUUGCCAAUGAGCCGAGAUUGGAAAGUCCGGCUAUGGCAACAAAUGAGGAGCUCUAUGCUCCUCUAGCUGCAGGUGGUGAUGAACCGCUUGGUGGCUUGGUCGCAGACCACGACCCUAGAUACCGCUACUCCAGAACCAUUAGCAGUGGUGUCUAG